AGACGGUCUGACAGAUGAUUGACAGCAGCGCAGCGCAUCGACUGAUUAGUGUGUAUAUAAACUUUGACCAGUGUGUCAGUGUAAUGGCUGCUGUGAUCAAACUCAUUUCACCCUGGAGAUUUCACCGACUAGCCCGAGUGUCAAAGGCUGCAUUGAUCCCCUGUGUUCAGCUGCACAGCACUGGUGCAGUAAUGGGAGCAUCAGUAGAAGAUUUCAACAGAGCUAAGGAUCAGCUUGGCACCUUGAAGAAGGACCCUGGGAAUGAGGUCAAACUCAAGAUCUAUGCACUCUUCAAACAGGCCACUAAGGGUCCCUGCAACACCCCUAAACCCGGCAUGCUUGACUUUGUGAACAAAGCAAAAUGGGAUGCCUGGAAGAGUCUGGGGUCUGUGUCACAGGAAGAGGCCAGGCAGCAGUAUGUGGAGCUCAUCUCGUCUCUGGUGGGAGCUGAAGCCCCUGCAGUGGCACCACAGACAUCUGGAGGCACAAAAAGCUUCCAGACCCUGCUGGUCAGCACAGAGAACAACAUCACCACCAUCCGCCUCAACAGACCUGAGAAGAAAAACGCCAUCACUGUGGAGAUGUACAAUGAGUUGAUUGAAGCUUUGGAUCUGGCUGGAAAAGAUGAUUCUGUCAUUACAGUAAUGACAGGCAAUGGAGAUUACUACUGCAGUGGCAAUGACCUGAACAACUUCACUAAGAUUCCUGAGGGGGGCAUAGAGGAGAUGGCUAAAAAAUCUGGGGAAUUACUGAAGAGGUAUGUGAAGGCGUACAUUGACUUCCCCAAACCUCUGAUUGCUGUUAUAAAUGGGCCGGCGGUGGGUGUGUCAGUUACGCUGUUGGGGCUUUUUGAUGUCGUUUAUGCCACAGAGAGGGCAACGUUUCACACACCUUUCAGUCAGUUGGGUCAGAGCCCAGAGGGCUGCUCUUCAUAUCUGUUCCCUAAAAUAAUGGGUACAGCAAAGGCCAGUGAGAUGCUGUUAUUUAAUAAGAAGCUGACGGCCGUACAGGCCUGUGAACUGGGGCUGGUGACUGAGGUCUUUCCUGAAAACACAUUUCAGUCUGAGGUGUGGACCAGACUAAAGGCCUACGCCAAACUGCCCAGAAACUCUCUGGCCCUGUCGAAGCAGCUGAUCCGCGGGGUGGAGAAAGAGAAACUUCACGCAGUGAACGAUGCAGAGGUGGAGAGACUGGUGGAGCGCUGGCUCUCAGACGAGUGUAUGCAGGCCAUCAUGAGCUUCUUCCAGGCCAAGUCCAAACUGUGAGGAUAACACAGAAAGUUCUAUUCAGUGUCUUUUGAACUACAGUGCAAUAUUCUGCCUUCGUUGAACACAGUUAGUUCCUAAGAUAGAGUCUCCAAAUCAUUCAGGUAAUCUGUAGAGUCCAUGAUUGGAUAGGAGUUUGGGAUUAUGCGUGUAAUGUACACAUUUUAUGAGAACAUUUAGCUAUUAUGUUAUGUCUGUUCCAUGUACCAGAUGAGCACUCAGUAGGUUGUAACACUCAGUGCCUUACUAAUGUGACUGCAUUUACUGUACACACAACAUACUCAGCAGUUAUAAUGCUAGUUUUCAUGAGGGCCAAAAUCUCAGAUGCAUAAUUACAUUAGUUACUUUGUAUAGUUCUGUGACAUUGUGUUUUUCCUGAAUACAGUUUUAAUACCUAUUAAAACUAUUUCCCAAAA
This is a messenger RNA of Myxocyprinus asiaticus (Chinese sucker), 1681 nucleotides long. Its product is annotated as enoyl-CoA delta isomerase 2-like. Gene Ontology annotation, molecular function: fatty-acyl-CoA binding. The record is from RefSeq and is a predicted model, not a curated record. The transcript is spliced from 10 exons. NCBI's taxonomy places the organism in Eukaryota, Metazoa, Chordata, Actinopteri, Cypriniformes, Catostomidae. Bases 15 to 1265 code for a protein of 416 amino acids.